AUGGCUGAGAACGGAUCAACAUCCACAUCUUCCGCAAGUAAUCAUUUACCAAGGACGCAGUCUAGCUACUUCUUAGCACCAUACCAUCCUUGGCCUUAUCGCAUUUGCACAAUCCAGGUCCGUCCCAAGAAAGCUAAAACCACGUCAGUUUUGCCCAGUCGUUACACAGCCGCCGUCGCUCGAUAUUUAUCGCUCAAUAGCUUGAGGGAGAAAAGAAAGAAGAAGAAAAAAGGAGUAAAAGAGAGAAGCUGA
Molecule: messenger RNA, 252 nt
Organism: Botrytis fragariae
Lineage: Eukaryota; Fungi; Ascomycota; Leotiomycetes; Helotiales; Sclerotiniaceae
Exons: 2
Coding region: 1-252 (83 amino acids)
Source: RefSeq, a predicted model, not a curated record